This is a messenger RNA of Vitrella brassicaformis, 2910 nucleotides long. NCBI's taxonomy places the organism in Eukaryota, Vitrellaceae. The record is from the annotation of a GenBank genome assembly.
GGUCCCCCCAAAAACGACGGUCGUGGAAAUGUCCAACGCGCUGACGGUGAAAGGCGAGGCUGUGAGACCGCCUCAAUCACCUGGGGAUGAAUGUGUACAUCAACCAGCCGCUCUCUCGACCUUCUCGUCCAAUCUCUCGUCCUCAGUCAGCCUCCCGGGCCCACAACAGCACGACGUUGAACAGACAAACAACACAGCACCUGGACCAAGCGACCACAUCACAACCACAACACACGGCGACAGCGAAAGACACCACGAAAGACGGAACACGAUUACGUCAACCAUCGGCACAACCACAACUGGCACAGGCGACACGAGAGAUUCGGCCUCUGGCCGUGGGCUGCGUCGUGAGGAGCGUAUUCUAGCGGAUUUGGUCCAUGACUUCAGGGAGGCGGCAGGCUACGAGGCUAGUUUUGAAGAGUGGCCGACCACACUUGAGUAUAAAACGAUGCAUCACCCCGACGGCAGCACAACAGAGGUGUUUGUCGGUGCAACUUUUGAGCCCGAGCCGUGCAUGAUGACCUUGAGGCGAAUUUCUGUGGCUCUACUUCAGCAGUCAGCAAUUGCUCUCGCCAUUGCGAUCGUCCUCGUCUGUUGCACUCUAAUGUUCACCCAUUGGUGUAUGUCGGUAUUUGGCAUCCUUCGCCUCAUUAUAGAUACUCUCGCGCUGCUGCUCCUGCUCGUGCUCGUCACAGAUGGGACCGACCGGCGAAGAAUGAUAGUGCGGCUGAAGAAAGAGUGGCUCGUCUUUCUUCCGUUAUUGGCGCUCGACGUGGCGCUCGGUCUGUUGAUCUCUAUUGGUCGUGGGCUCCAUUUCGACACCCAAGAAAGAAGAAACAUCAUCAUUCCGAUUUACUGGAGCUCAUCUUAUGCGGCUAUAUUUGUGUACGUCUGGCGCGUUGCGGGUUCGUUGAAUAUUAGGGCCAGACGAGAGUAUGUUAUGAAGGUCACGGCAGCUGUCACGAUGGCGCUGACUAUGAUAAUAAUAUGGAGCGUUGCUCUCUCGCCACGAUUUGCUGCUGCAUCAUCCACUGACAGGGACCGAUUCUGGAUGGCUGUCAUAUAUCUCGCAGUCUUCAUGCCCGCUAUCGGACUUGUCAAUAAACUCGUGCGGUCGCUCAAAGUACGAACUGACUAACAGAGCCAAUUAAGAGACAGCGGACUUCGUUUCUCAUGAUGCUAUGUGUAUCCAGGAGGGAGUUCCCACAUGCAAUUCGCUGCUUAUAGCACUGCCUGCGAUAGUCUAUGUGCUCUUCCCACGUCAGUCACCUCUUCAUGGCUGACACACGUACAAUAGGGUGUGUGAUGUUCCUGAUCAGGCAUGCUCCAAGCCGAGGCCGUGACGCUGAACAGCAAACUCUUCUAUUCUGUUCUCAUCUCAAUCUUUGACCUGAUCAUGGACAUUUCCUCCCCCUACUGUACGCGCCUCUGCCAUGGACACAUCAGUGAAUUCUUGGUCAAUUAUGCUUGUCUCCUUCCAUGUAUCAGCGAUUCUACUUUAUCUCUCGGCCCAGAAGUUUGUCAAGGCCCGGUGCAAGAGACGGACACUCACAGCUUAUAGCUUCACUCACAUCGCGGUGACGGCGACCAAAGCGGAGGCGGUCAGUGGAUCAGCCAUGGGCAAGGACAACGACGCUACGAAGACCCAGCACAGAAAGAGAAAGAACAGUCAUCUGCUAAGGCGUCAAAGCUCAAUCAUGACCACAGCGCUGUCUCUCGCUGCUCCAGUCGGAGGGCUGCAGUCGGCCUUGGUCUCACUCGAAGUGUCUCCAAGGUACCCGCGGCCACAAUAGACUCAGACACCAUCUACACAGUGUGCGCUUACGUGUGUACUCAUUGCAGGUAUCUACGUGCACUAUCCGACCAGGUGAACAUCUGGUCCACCUGUGAGUUGGUGGCCCUUUUGUUUACCAACCUGGCUGUACUCACGGCCCAAGCUUACGCAGGCGCGUCAUGGGAGCAGCUUGUGGAGGGAGCCAUGGGUUUGGUGGUACUGGUGGCUAUCGAGCAGCUAUUCGAGCUGUGCGUGCUGUGUGUUUUGAUGAGGUGGAACAACCUUCCCAUGCUUUCGUCCAGGUCUGAGAAAGGCGUUCUUCGCCGUACAAUACUGACAUUGUUCCUGGUCGCCGGCUCCUGGUACGGCGCAUUUAUCGAUCGGUUGCUCACUGCAUUUGUAUGUUUCUGUCUCUCUCUCUCUGUCCGUGUGUGUGUAGCAUUUCCACGUGGCUGCCGUUCUUUUUGAUGUCUCUGCUGCGCACCGUCAGCCGCACAGUUGCACAGCCCAGGGGUAUCACACCUGAGCUAGAGUCGUCCGACCUGGCUGCUUACUGCCCACAUUUCCUUCCUGUCACCUAAGAAGGAGCCGGGCUGCCAGCGUUGUGCUGAUCAUGAGUGGAGAGCUGUCUCGGAGAAGUCAGACACACAGAGCCGAGCAGAGUGAAGUGUGACAUGCAAGGCGACCCGGCGCAAUUGUUGGAUUGGAAUGAACAUAGGGCUCGAUCGGCUCCAGAAGCGUAGGCCAUGGCCAUGUGCAGGAAUCCAUAGAUGGGCACAUAGGAGAGAAGAAGCUGGGGAUGUGGGGCAUCUAUGGGGCUUUACUUAAGUGAGACAUGCUGAGUUUUUUUGAAAAGACUGCUCGUUGUCUCACUGUCUCUGUUCCGGGAGGUUUUUCGUUGGCUGCAGCGCGUAGGGCCAUGCUCUUGUCCUCGUCAUGUACCCUCUGCGAGAUGACAUUCACGCCAGCACAUCAUGCACGCCAUCGCACGCACACCACAAGCAGACAGACGGUCGCUCGACAUUCACAUAUAUGUAUUUGACGACUGCGGCGUGCUGUCCUGCAUGGCGUGAGUAGCACACGGGCUGCGGGCGAGAGGACAGCCGUCGACUGAGCACUUCGGAAAAAAAGAAUCA